AUGGCCAUUCCUAACGGGUCUCUCUUCGAUGACGAUGGAAUAGACUACAGCGAUAUCGAAGCAAAAUAUCGCGUUGAAGAGGAAGACGGAUUUGACAACAUCCUGAUCGUGGAUGGUGUUCCGGUCAUUGAUGAGAGCAAACGGGAGAGGUUGUUGACCAAGAUUGCCAAGGAGUUUGGGCGCAAAGGAGCGCCCAUCAAGCCUGACAGUAUCUUCCUGCCCUGGGAUGAAGCUAAGGGGAAGAGUAAAGGCUAUAUCUUUAUCGAGUUCCCGACUCCCGAUGAGGCCUCGUUCGCGCUUGAAGCGAUGGACGGUCAUCCUUUCGACACUAAGCACACGUUCAGUGUGAACCGUUUCAGCGAUGUCGAAAAGUACGCCAACAUGGACGAGACUUACGUUGAACCGGAGAAAGAGGAAUAUACGCCCCGCGAACACCUUCGUGCCUGGCUGGCGGAUCCUCAGGGUCGGGAUCAGUACGCCACGUACCGGGGAGAUAACGUAGAGAUACAUUGGCACGGCAAACCGUCUCAGAGCGAAAUCGCUUACGAGAAGAAUGGCUGGACGGAGCUUUAUGUAUCUUGGUCGCCUCAAGGAACAUACUUGGCGACCCUGCACCGCCGAGGUGUGCAGUUAUGGGGUGGUCCUUCCUGGAACGUCCAGCAGCGAUUCGCUCACCCAUUGGCGCGCCUCGUCGAUUUCUCUCCAUGCGAAAACUACCUCGUCACUUGGUCACACACACCUAUUUCGAUCCCAGAGGGUGCUGCUCAAGGACCGGAGUAUUUCUCCCCUGACGAUGAGGGCAACAACAUUGCAGUAUGGGACAUCAAAUCCGGUCAUCUUCUCCGGACCUUCCCCGACAUUCUCCUCGAAGGCGAGGACGGCCAGAAGAAACAGAUGACAUGGCCACCCAUGAAAUGGAGCUCUGACGACAAAUUCGUCGCUCGUGUCACGCCAGGACAACAGAUCAGCGUUUACGAGCUGCCGAGCAUGGGUCUUCAGGGCAAGAAGAGUAUAAAAGUCGAGGGCGUCGUCGACUUCGAGUGGUGCCCUCUUGGAGACAAGGAUCGCGAGGAAGCUGAGAAGGAGGCAGCUGCCAUCGCCAGCGGUGCCAAAAAGGGUACCUCCAAAGUUCGGGAAAAUAUCAUCGCUUUCUGGCAGCCAGAGGCGUCCAAUCAACCAGCUCGUGUCACGCUGAUGAGUUUCCCUGGUCGAACUGUUCUCAGGCAGAAAAAUCUAUUCAACGUGUCUGACUGCAAGCUUCACUGGCAAAACCAGGGAGAUUCGCUUUGCGUCAAGGUCGAUCGGCAUACGAAGACCAAGAAAUCGAUAUUUUGCAACUUAGAAAUCUUCCGCGUUCGCGAGAAGAACAUCCCAGUCGAAGUUGUGGAGCUUAAAGACACUGUCUUGGACUUCUCUUGGGAGCCCAGAGGCGAUCGCUUUGCAAUAGUGUCGAGCAACGACCCUAAUCUUGGCAACCCUGGUCCUGGCGUCACGAUCAAGACUGACUUGAGCUUCUACCAGCUUGACGCUAGUAAGGGCGACUUUAAAUUGCUUCGUACUCUCCCCAACCGCACAAGUAACACGAUCCGGUGGUCACCCAAAGGUCGCCACGUCGUCCUCGGCACCGUAGGCUCUUCAAGCAAAUCGGAGCUCGAGUUCUGGGAUCUAGACUUCAAUAGCGACCAGCUCAAAGAGGGACAGAAGGGUGAAUGGGGUGCUGGCAUUCAGCACAUUGGCACUGCCGACCACUACGGGGUGACGGACGUGGAAUGGGAUCCGAGCGGGCGCUACCUCGCUACCAGCGCCAGCGCCUGGAGACAUACACUUGAGAACGGCUACGCGAUCUGGAGCUUCCGCGGAGAGGAGGUUGAAAAGCAUAUUCUGGACCGCUUCAAACAGUUCCUCUGGCGCCCGCGCCCGCGCACCCUCCUUUCGAAAGAGCAGCAGAAGCAGAUUCGCAAAAAUCUUCGUGAAUACGGGCGCAGGUUCGAGGAGGAGGACGAACUCGAAGAGAGCAAAGGCUCUGCAGAGCUCAUUGCUCUUCGCAAGCGGCUUGCGGAUGAGUGGAACGCAUGGCGCGCUCUCUGCAGGGAAGAUCUCGCAGAAGUGCGCCAAAAGAAAGGCAAGAAUGGCUCUGAACCUGCCGAGCACGCGGAAGAGGAGAAGGAAGAAAUUGAGUUGUGGAUCGAUGAGGUGAUCGAACAGACAGAGGAGGAGGUUGCCGAGUGAUAUGUUCAUACCCCUGUGUAUUGACAUGCACCAUCAGUCUUUUUUGUUCCCAAUUUCGACGCCUGUGCAAAAUCUGCGUCGCCCAUAGCUGUACGCCCUGUCAUGCAUGCUCACGCGGCAUAUAUAC
Molecule: messenger RNA, 2356 nt
Organism: Punctularia strigosozonata HHB-11173 SS5
Lineage: Eukaryota; Fungi; Basidiomycota; Agaricomycetes; Corticiales; Punctulariaceae
Product: translation initiation factor eIF-3b
Exons: 10
Coding region: 1-2229 (742 amino acids)
Biological process (GO): translational initiation
Cellular component (GO): eukaryotic translation initiation factor 3 complex
Molecular function (GO): translation initiation factor binding; RNA binding; translation initiation factor activity
Source: RefSeq, a predicted model, not a curated record